AGAUGUUAUUCAUUAUCACAGUCUUUAUGAGAAGUUAGUUCCACUAUGGAUAAAAACAUUGUAUACCAAGUGCAAUUGCAUUUUUGAUGUCAGAGAUUCCUGUUCACAAAUCAAUUUUGGACUCUGGAUUGUGUAGAGUGUUAGGUUACAAGAUGUUCAAAAUACCACGGUCAUGUAGGAUUAGCAAAUAUGAAGUAUUACAGGUAGUAAACAGAAAAAUAGAGUUGCAGCAUGAAGUAAAAUCAGAAAAACUUUAUGAUAUAAAAUUCCACAAUUGAUAAUAAUAGCCUUUAUUUAACCUGGCGGGUUUCAGCUAAAAGCUGAUUUUCAUUCCAACCUGGGCCAAACAAAAUUAAUUACAAUACAAAGUUUGGAGAAAUAUAAACAAUGUGAAUAUAUAACAAAAAUAAUAAACCUAUUAAGAAUAACUCACAACUAACACCG
Messenger RNA from Acanthoscelides obtectus, 444 nucleotides. The record is from the annotation of a GenBank genome assembly. Lineage: Eukaryota; Metazoa; Arthropoda; Insecta; Coleoptera; Chrysomelidae.